AUCUUGUGUGAUUGUUAUUGCAUUACUAAUCAUCAGUUCAAGUCAUAUUUGAAAACUUGACUGGACUCAGAAUGAAAUACACGGCAGGUUCUGUGACGGUGCUGUGUGCCUGGAUGGUGAUUAAAAUGCAAAGCUUGGAUGCAAGACAUACGGCAAAGAAACAUGCUGCUGCUGCUGUUUCAUGCAGACCGAAAGAGCUGACAGCCCUGACCAAAAGUUUAGUUGAAGAGAGCUUGACAGGUUUUGAGAAAGCCAAUGGGGGCCACCUUGGCACUUGGCCCCCUGGCUUCCCUGAGCUCCAGGACCACCAUAUCCAGGGGUCAAAAGUUCAGUGCAGCCUCCUCUUCAUGUCUCAAGGUCUGAAGGAAGUCCUGAAGGACCAGAAGAACAACCUGAAUCCCAAAGAUGUUUCCCUUCACGAGAAGCUCAAUUACACCAUCUCCAGUGUCGACAUGCUCGCAGCGUGUGCAAAUGAUAUUCUUGGAGAGGAAUGCUCCCCGAAGCCACCUCCACCCAAUAUGCCCAAUCACGCGUUUGGGAGGAAGCAGUGGAGUCACACUCUGUUGAAGACAGCCAGGGACUAUCUGAACUGGCUGGAGAGUAAGUUUCCGGUCCAAAUUUCAAAGGUCAAAGACAAAAAGAAGAUAAAACAUAAAGCCACCGAGGCAACACAUCAGAAGUACUUGCAGGGGAGUGGAUACCUCUUGUAAUCAAGAGCAGUUUGUGAUGCAGAUUACAGUUUAUGGCAGCUUUUCUUUAAUGGUGAAAGAUUUUACCAAGAUUAUUUAAUGCUUAUUAUAGUUAUUAGUAAUGUAUACAGUAUGUUAACAUGCAUUUGGGACAUUUGAAAAUUGUGUCCCACUUUUCAUAAUUUUGUUUGAAUAAAUGGAUGAAUUUGAUGCAACUGUUUAUAGAAGUUGUAUGCCAUUUUGGAAAGUAGGCAUAUUUGCUUUUUUGCUGAGAGAUGAGAAGAUCAAUAUCACUCUCAUGUCUAAAGGUUUUAUCAAUCUUCUCAUCAAACUCAGCAAGGUAGCAACAUUUUAGUAUACAUCCCAAAAUGUCAAACUAUUACUCCGAAAGCUAUAUCUGAAUUGGCUGUUCAAAUAAACCUGCUAGUUACAUCGUUCCCAUGUGACUGCAAUUAAUCAACUUGCCAAAGAGGCAAAUUAAAAGGCGCUCGAAUACAAUUCCUAAUUACGAGUUUGUUUUCUCAGCCUUCACAAUGAUUAAUUGUUAGGCUUUGGCCAUCUAUCCCUUGUGUGCGGGCUACGUUGCCUGAGGUAGAAAGAGAAGCUGAUAAGAAUCACCUUCACAGAGAGAGCCACCAGUCUGGACUCCAAUCACUGUAUUGAAAUUUGUGGACAGAUGGACAGUGCACAGCAAGGCAGAUAAAUCUGUCAAACUCCCAUCAAAGCAAUGCAAGAGAACAACUCUGUAACAAAGAUUAAUGUGGGCCUCGCCCUCCUCAAAUUAGGUGAUCAAUUAAUAUUCAAU
This is a messenger RNA of Perca flavescens (yellow perch), 1494 nucleotides long. RefSeq lists its product as uncharacterized. The coding region runs from base 72 to 710 and encodes 212 amino acids. The record is from RefSeq and is a predicted model, not a curated record. The transcript has 3 exons. Lineage: Eukaryota; Metazoa; Chordata; Actinopteri; Perciformes; Percidae.